AUGUCUUUGGCACGAGUAAGACGGAUAUGGCUCAGCGCGCUCCAAAAUACCCAGUUCAUCGUCACGACCCUGACGAUUGUACUGAUCCUUCGACUGAGGACGGCCCAUGCGCUCUGGUUCGGCGCAGGGACAUUGUGUGCCGCUUUUUCGGGUACGACCCUUUCGCACGCCUUUCCAUUCUUCCGUUUUGAUCUCAAGAACCACGCUGACUUCGCCCUUUCUCUGCGAAUGCGGGUGUCCCCCAUCUCUCGGCCACCCACCCCACCUCACAGCCAAAGUGCUGAAACGAUUCAUCCGCCAACCUCGACCGGACGGUGCCCUCCACUACGAAACAACGUAUGGCAUGCCCUCGACACAUUCCUCCUCCAUAGCCUACUUCGGCACCUACCUCACCUUAUCCUCCCUCUUACUCCCUUUCCACCCUCGUAUCUCCUCCCUCGUCCCUCUCUACGUUCAUAUCGUGAAGCUCGGAUCGGACAAGUUCAUCUCGGGGGAGAAUUUGAUUCGACUUUCUCUGGCGUGCUUGUUCGUAGUCGGCGCUUCGAGCGUGUGUUGGUCCCGUAUUCGCUUGGGGCAUCAUACCCGGGCGCAAGUGAUCGUAGGGGCUUCGUUGGGGACCGGUGUCGCGUGCGUUUGGUUCGUGCUUUGGAUAGGCGUCGAUCAAGCGCUCGAACUCACCUCUCGGAUCCGGACCGGGUGGCGGACCGGUCACUUCAAACUUGCUUACCCUUGGAUCCCCACUCCUAUUUGGGACGGGGUUCAUGAGUACGGUACGGGGUGGGAGCGGAUAGCAGAGGACACGCUGUUGUUGAGUUUGGAGAUAUGGGCAUCUGGGGAAUGGAGACAAGGGGUUGGAGAAAUGGGCAAGGUUCUGAAAGGGGUGGUGGUGGGGGGAAUGAGUAGGGAAGAACUAUAG
This is a messenger RNA of Microbotryum saponariae, 916 nucleotides long. NCBI's taxonomy places the organism in Eukaryota, Fungi, Basidiomycota, Microbotryomycetes, Microbotryales, Microbotryaceae. The record is from the annotation of a GenBank genome assembly.